Molecule: messenger RNA, 1007 nt
Organism: Panicum virgatum (switchgrass)
Lineage: Eukaryota; Viridiplantae; Streptophyta; Magnoliopsida; Poales; Poaceae
Product: serine/arginine repetitive matrix protein 1-like
Exons: 4
Coding region: 1-681 (226 amino acids)
Source: RefSeq, a predicted model, not a curated record
AUGGCUCCCCCACACAGACACACCCCCGCCGCGCCCACCGCACGCCGCCGCUGCUGCAGUCUGCGCCCGGUCCCUUCCUCCUCCGAUCCAAUCUCGCCGGCCCGCCGCGUCCCCCGCACGCCGCCGCAGUCCGCGCCCACUACGGGCGGACGCCGCACUCCCGCACGCAGCCGCCGCCGCCGCCGUCGAGUUCGUCCCCGCGGGCUCCGGGGACAUCCGUCGUCGCCUCCCCCCGGGACCACGACAUCACCGUCGCCUUCGCCGUCCACGCCGCCACUGCUCCGUCCCUGGCCACCGCGCACACUGCCGCCGCGACGUCCGCGCAUCGUCACCCCCCGUCCCCGGCCGCCGUCCGCGACGCUGUGCCGUCCUCGCGCCGCCACUACGCCGCCGCGCCACCGGCGUCGCCGAUCCGAGGCAAAGUGCCGGAUAAGUUGCUGGAUUAGACUAGCUGGGGCGCACCUGUUCCCAAUCAGUGCUUGGCGACGUGAGGCUCAGCGGGAGCAGGAGCAGGAGGGCCAUGCUCUUGCUCGAGAGGGGACACCACUUGGUGCCGUGCUCAGGUGGAGGCUGACGCCAAGGAGAGCUGCAACAAUGGGGUCGAUGGGCAGGAGCAGGACAAGGUUAAAAAGACUGUCAAUCGAGCAGGCCAUUGUCCAUCAUGCAGCUCAGUAUGGGUGAAUGGAGUUCACGGAACUGCGUGGCAGAGAAGGGCUCUGCACGGUAGAGAAGAUCACUUUGUCUUGGGAGAUUAGAGUGCUGCGGUAGACCAGUAGAGCCAUGUGGAAUUUGUAUGGCACCAAUCGGAUAUCUUAUACUCAAAAGGUAGGGAAUAGUGUUAAAUUAAAUGACCCGAUUUUAUUUUAGUGAAUGUGAAACACUAUUAGUUUAGUAGAUGCCUAAUGGUUGUCUCCUGUAAGGUUCGAUUUAUUUGGGCCUACAGUACGAGUGAAUAUAUAUGAUAUGCACUUUAUGUUUCAUGAAUAAAAUUAGAUGUGUUACAUGUA